Molecule: messenger RNA, 1188 nt
Organism: Caenorhabditis remanei
Lineage: Eukaryota; Metazoa; Nematoda; Chromadorea; Rhabditida; Rhabditidae
Exons: 8
Coding region: 1-1188 (395 amino acids)
Source: RefSeq, a predicted model, not a curated record
AUGGCGGACCCGCUGUACUGCUUACGGGGAGCCACAAUUGCAAUUGCAGUUUGGAAUAUUAUCUACUGUUUCAUUCAAUUUGGUAUCCUUGGUUGGCAAUUUCAAGUCGUCAAAAAUAUCAUUGCGGAAUAUGAGAAUCGACAGUUACCGGCCACCGGAGCUAUCGACGGCUUCCAGGCAAGAUUCCCCGGAUUAUACCAAAUCUACACAGAGACUCCGGAGAGGAGACGAGCUAAUGCAAUGUACGUCAUCAUAAUCGUCUGUGUGAUAUUCUCAAUUCUUAACUUGCUCACCUCUGCAUUGCUAUUAUAUGCAGCUUUUAAAUACCUAAAAGUGUUAAUCUGGCCAUGGUUUGGAACCUCCGUCCCACUAUGUAUCAUGACAACGGCAUAUGCAGUACUGUGGUGGAGUGGGGACAUUUUCAAUGAGCAACUCACAAUGUCAAUAUUCGAGUUUGUGAUGUCAGUGGCUGUAAAUGUUAUCACCAUCAUCGUCGUUAUCGUAUUCUUCUCUCGACUCUCCGGUUCUCUCAUCUCGACUCGUCCCAAACAUUCAAAACGACGUCGUCGAAAGCAUAUAACAAAAGUGUAUCUGGAUCCGAAUGAUGCGCGGAGACACUCAAAAUCUUAUCACCAUCACCACCACCGUUCCCACUCCUACACUCGUCCCUCCAACCCACCGGAGCUACAAUUAGCCCCUCCUGAACCUAUAAUAACUCAUGCUGCUCCGUAUCUAGCUCUUGAUUCUGCAGCUCUGUUCACUCCGAAACCAAAAGGAGAUUUGAUGAUUGCUCCAGAAGGGAUACCUGAUUGGAGGAGAGAGUGGCCAUCAGUUCCAGACGUUCAAUUACAGAGACAUUUGAAGCAGCAGAGGAAGGAAGAUAUGAAGAGAAUGGGGUACAAUGUGCCGCCGGGACCAGGAGGAGUUGUCGGACCGAAUAAUAAACUUGACUUCUACGCGCCCGAACCAGAUCAAGUCGGCUUUCCGUGGAAGUACAAGACGAUGAACGAAAAUUUGAGGGAGAGGAGAGAGACGCAGGCGGAGAGAAUCAAGAAACUGUAUUACCAACAUUGGCCAGAGGAUCUGCCGAAUAUGCCAAUGGAGAUGAGAAGACGGAUGCAAGAGGAGAGGGAGAAGUUGGAGACGGAGAGGAAUAAGAGCAAGUUGAAAGGGUUCGAAGAUGUUUAG